ACCACACUUUUUUUCUGACACAAAACCUCAACUGAGUUGAUCAACCAUGGAGAAGAUCGAACACACGACCGUACCCACAAACGGUAUCAACAUGCACGUAGCCUCAAUCGGGUCGGGCCCACCAAUCCUCUUCCUCCACGGCUUCCCGGAGCUCUGGUACUCGUGGCGCCACCAGCUCCUCUCCCUUUCGGCGUUGGGAUACCGCUGCAUAGCCCCGGACCUCCGCGGCUUCGGCGACACCGACGCGCCGCCCGACGCGUCGUCGUACACGGCCAUGCACAUAGUCGGGGACCUGAUCGGGCUGCUUGACCAUCUGGGUAUCGAGCAAGUGUUUCUGGUGGCGCAUGACUGGGGUGCUGUGAUUGCGUGGUGGUUCUGUUUGUUUAGGCCUGAUAGGGUUAAGUGCUUGGUCAACAUGAGCGUCGCUUUCAAUCCCAGAAACCCCAAGAGGAAGCCUGUUGAUGGGUUCAAGGCCUUGUUUGGGGAUGAUUACUACAUUUGCAGGUUUCAGGAACCUGGAGAGGCCGAAGCAUAUUUUGGUGGUCUUGAUACUGCCUCAGUAAUGAAAAUGUUUCUUACCGGUCGCAAUCCAGCACCUCCUAAAAUAUCUAAAGAACUUGGAUUUGCAAGUUGGAAACCUGUAGAACCCAUGCCCGCUUGGCUCUCGGAAGAAGACGUUAACUAUUUUGCCACUAAAUUCAGCAAGACAGGAUUCACGGGUGGCUUGAACUAUUAUCGAGCUAUAAACUUAACCUGGGAGCUUACGGCACCAUGGACUGGGGUACAAAUCAAAGUACCAGUUAAAUUCAUUGUGGGCGAUCUGGACAUCACCUAUAAUAUACCAGGUAUCAAAGAAUAUAUUCAUAAUGGUGGCUUCAAGAGUCAAGUGCCAUUUUUGCAAGAGGUUAUUAUAGUUGAAGGAGCAGCUCAUUUUAUUAACCAAGAGAAGGCAGAGGAAUGCAGUGCUCAUAUAUAUGAUUUCAUCAAGAAAUUCUGAUUUUCAUACCCGGACUAGAUUCAAGAUUUCUAGCUGCACUUGGUGUAUUAGACUUGUUUGAGUCCUCUAAAUGUAACACUGGUUCUGUAAUUGUACUCUGUUUUGUUUUGUUGUGUAAUAAUAAACAUCAGAACUUGUUCCAUCUAUUCAAUCUUACUACUUAAAUUC
This is a messenger RNA of Fragaria vesca subsp. vesca, 1165 nucleotides long. RefSeq names its product bifunctional epoxide hydrolase 2-like. The coding region runs from base 47 to 997 and encodes 316 amino acids. The transcript has 3 exons. The record is from RefSeq and is a predicted model, not a curated record. Lineage: Eukaryota; Viridiplantae; Streptophyta; Magnoliopsida; Rosales; Rosaceae. Gene Ontology annotation, molecular function: hydrolase activity.